This is a messenger RNA of Salvelinus sp. IW2-2015, 3718 nucleotides long. RefSeq names its product potassium voltage-gated channel, subfamily H (eag-related), member 5a (gene kcnh5a). The coding region runs from base 114 to 3278 and encodes 1054 amino acids. NCBI's taxonomy places the organism in Eukaryota, Metazoa, Chordata, Actinopteri, Salmoniformes, Salmonidae. Gene Ontology annotation, molecular function: voltage-gated potassium channel activity. Gene Ontology annotation, cellular component: plasma membrane. The transcript has 11 exons. Gene Ontology annotation, biological process: regulation of membrane potential; potassium ion transmembrane transport. The record is from RefSeq and is a predicted model, not a curated record.
ACUGUUACCAUGAGCUUCUUCAUCCCACAGACACCUACUUAUCUAGACUAUUUCACUUUUGCGACCAGCUUUCAUAAAGCUUGAAGCCCUGAACGACACCUCCUGACCACAGAAUGCAUGGGGGAAAAAGAGGUUUGGUGGCACCUCAGAACACUUUUUUGGAGAACAUUGUCCGGCGCUCAAGUGAAACAAGUUUCCUGUUGGGGAAUGCCCAGAUAGUGGAAUGGCCAGUAGUAUACAGUAAUGACGGGUUUUGUAAGCUGUCGGGGUACCACAGGGCAGAAGUCAUGCAAAAGAGCAGUACAUGCAGUUUCAUGUAUGGGGACCUGACAGACAAGAACACAAUAGAUGAAGUCAGGCAGACCUUUGAUAACUAUGAAUCACAUUGCUUUGAAGUGCUGCUCUAUAAGAAGAACAGGACACCCAUAUGGCUGUACAUGCAGGUGGCUCCCAUCAGGAAUGAGAACGACAAGGUGGUUCUGUUCCUGUGUACCUUCAAAGACAUAACUGUCUUCAAGCAGCCUAUUGAGGACGAAUCCACCAAGGGAUGGAACAAGUUUGCCCGGCUGACGCGGGCACUGACCAGCAACAGCCGCAGCAACAUGCAGCAGCUGACGCCCAUGAACCAAGUCAACGAGGUCAGCCACAAACACUCCAGACUGGCUGAGGCUCUCCAGCUCGGCUCGGACAUUCUCCCCCAGUACAAGCAGGAGGCGCCCAAGACGCCACCCCACAUCAUCCUCCAUUACUGCACCUUUAAGACCACCUGGGACUGGGUCAUCCUCAUCCUCACCUUCUACACAGCCAUCAUGGUGCCCUACAAUGUCUCUUUCAAGACCAAGCAGAACAAUUUGGCCUGGCUCGUGCUGGACAGCGUGGUAGAUGUCAUCUUCCUUGUGGACAUUGUGCUCAACUUCCACACCACCUUCGUUGGGCCUGGUGGAGAGGUCAUUUCGGACCCAAAGCUGAUUCGAAUGAACUACCUGAAGACCUGGUUCGUCAUUGACCUGCUGUCCUGCCUGCCCUACGACAUCAUCAAUGCCUUUGAAAACGUAAAUGAGGGCCUCAGCAGCCUCUUCAGCUCACUCAAGGUGGUCCGACUUCUCCGCUUGGGCCGCGUGGCCCGGAAGCUUGACCAUUACCUGGAGUACGGGGCGGCGGUCUUGGUUCUACUGGUGUGCGUAUUCGGCCUGGUGGCCCACUGGCUGGCCUGCAUCUGGUACAGCAUUGGGGACUACGAGGUCAUUGACGAAGUCACCAACACAAUCAAGACAGACAGCUGGCUCUACCAGUUGGCCACGAGCAUUGGCUCACCCUACCGCUACAACGCCAGCGGCUCUGGCCAGUGGGAGGGCGGCCCAAGCAAGGACACUCUCUACAUCUCCUCUCUCUACUUCACCAUGACCAGUCUCACCACCAUCGGCUUUGGCAACAUCGCUCCCACAACAGACGGCGAGAAGAUCUUCUCUGUGGCGAUGAUGAUGGUGGGCUCCUUACUGUAUGCCACCAUUUUUGGGAACGUCACCACCAUCUUCCAGCAGAUGUACACCAACACUAACCGCUACCACGAGAUGCUCAACAAUGUGCGUGACUUUCUCAAACUUUACCAGGUGCCAAAGGGGCUGAGCGAGAGGGUCAUGGAUUACAUCGUCUCUACUUGGGCCAUGUCCAAGGGCAUUGACACAGAUAGGGUCCUGUCAAUCUGUCCCAAAGAUAUGCGAGCAGACAUCUGUGUCCACCUUAAUAGACAGGUGUUCAAUGAGCACCCAGCAUUUCGACUGGCCAGUGAUGGCUGCUUGCGCUCUCUAGCGGUUGAGUUCCAAACCACACACUGCGCCCCAGGGGACCUCAUAUUCCAUGCUGGCGAAAGUGUGGACACCCUUUGCUUUGUAGUAUCCGGGUCAUUGGAAGUUAUUCAGGACGACGAGGUCAUCGCCAUUCUAGGUAAGGGAGAUGUGUUUGGGGAUGUCUUCUGGAAGGAAGCCAAUCUGGCACAUGCUUGUGCCAAUGUGCGGGCUCUCACUUACUGCGACUUGCACGUAAUUCGGAGAGAUGCUCUGCUGAAGGUGUUGGAGUUCUACACUGCUUUUGCCAACACAUUCUCCCGCAACCUAAUUCUCAGCUGCAAUUUGCGCAAACGGAUAAUCUUCCGAAAGAUUGCCGAUGUGAAGAAGGAGGAGGAAGAGCGCCGGCAGCAGAAGAAUGAAGUAAUGCUCUCCAUUCCUGUUGACCACCCGGUUCGCAAGCUCUUCCAGAAGUUCAAGCAGCAGAAAGAGAUUCGCAUGCCAAUCCAAGCUCAGCCUGACCUGGAGCGUAACCGGCUUCAGGUUGAGCACCACCACCCCCUUACCAAUCUCCCACACCAACAGUGUCAGACUCACCCCUUGCAGCACCAAAAUGGCUCACCGAUGCAGAAUGGGGCACCUGGCACAGGUGGAGGGACUACCAGCGGUGGCUCCAGUGUAGUUACUGUCUCCCAGAUCACCCCGUUGCAGAGUUCACUGGCCUAUGUCCACACUGGGGAGCCCAUUCACACUGGUUGUCACGAGGUCAAGGAGCUGAAGCCCAGUGUGGUGGACCAGAACUGCCUGAGGGUCACCAGUCUGGUACGGCCCAGGGGUGGAGGUGGUGGUCAAGGCUGGAUGCGGUUUAAGAAUGCUACUACAGCGGCAGUGCCCCUGGCCCCUGAUGAACCUGAAGGGCCACAGCAGAAAGAAGAGGAGGAAUGGGGUGACGUGUCCCAAUCCUCAGAACAGUUGACUGAGGACAGCAAGAGCCAGGAGGCAGAAGGUGGGGAGAUCAGCAGCGGGGGUGGCGCCAGCAGCACAGGAGAGGGGGGCGACGAGAAGAGCGCACUCCACAAGACAGACUCCUGCGACAGUGGCAUUACCAAGAGUGAUCUUCGGAUCGACAGGGCAGGGGACGCACCAAGCCCCUAUGAGCGGAGUCCAAUGGGGAGAAGUCCUUUUGAACACAGCCUCAGGGUUGGGAGUGUGGGCGUGCUUGGCCACCCCUUCCAACCCAUGUCUGAACAGGUGCUGCUCCAGUCCACUCUCCAGGAGGCCAAGCUGGAGCUGAAGGGAGAUAUCCAGAUGCUGAGUGGCCGUUUAGCAACACUUGAAGCCCAAGUUAGUGAGAUCCUGAGAUUGCUGUCUGAGAAGAGGAGGCUCUCACUGCCGCAGACCUCUACCCCCAAGGCUAAGAUCAAAUGCCAGGACAUCUUCACCGUGUCAAGACCUGUCACACCGGACAUUGAGAGAGACGAUGGACCUUUUUGAAUUACAAAAAAACAUUGAUGUAUUUAUUUGCCUUUGACUUCCGUGCCCAAUCUUUUUAUUUAAUGGACAAAAUGAGGUAACUGGACACAGAAUUUAGGUGGGAAAUAGUUUUAGUGUAAAUAACCAUUUGCAUGUCCAGCUGGAUUCUGGCCUGCCAAAGACAUUUUCAAGAAACCUUUGGAUUGCAAUUGCUUGUACAUUUAUGCAGUUGACUGCAUGCAUAAAUGAUUUUAAGAUACAGAUUUUUCACUGUACAGUACCUUCAGUACAGUAGCACAGGGAUUUAACAAUUUUUGACUUUGUUGAUGUACUUUCAUGUUGUCUGCUCUUCCCAGGUCCAGUCUAUAGACCUUCUAUACCGAGCACAAACAGCUAAGCAGUAAAGCGAUUUGUAAGAGCUUGGGUCACAUAAACAAAUACAUUACCGGAAAAAAACUGGA